Messenger RNA from Thunnus maccoyii (southern bluefin tuna), 1962 nucleotides. RefSeq names its product major histocompatibility complex class I-related gene protein-like. Lineage: Eukaryota; Metazoa; Chordata; Actinopteri; Scombriformes; Scombridae. The coding region runs from base 27 to 1109 and encodes 360 amino acids. Gene Ontology annotation, cellular component: external side of plasma membrane. The transcript is spliced from 8 exons. Gene Ontology annotation, biological process: immune response. The record is from RefSeq and is a predicted model, not a curated record.
UUUUUUAAUGUCGCUAUCAAAGCAAGAUGAAGGGGAUCAUGUUGUUGCCUCUCUUUUGCCAUGCUGUAUUUCCAGUGAAACACUCCUUGAAGUUUUACCUCACUGCAUCAUCUGGAGUCUCAAACGUUCCAGACUUUGAGGCUGUUGCAGUGUUUAAUGAAGUUGAGGUGGCUUACUAUGACAGCAACAUCAAGACAACAGAACUUAAACAGGACUGGAUGAGUAAAUUAAUCGGGGAAGAUCCUCAACGCUGGGAAAGAAACAGACUCAACUGUAUGGAUUACCACCAAGUCUUCAAAGAAGAAACUGACACUUUCAAGCAUCGCCUCAACCGAACUGGAGGUGUCCAUGUUGUCCAGCAGAUGGCUGGAUGUGAAUGGGAUGAUGAGACUGGAGAGAUUAAUGGUUAUCAACAGUACGGUUAUAAUGGAGAACACUUCAUAUCUUUGGACCUGAAGACUCUGACAUGGAUUGCUCCAAAACCACAAGCAGUCACCACUAAACACGAGUGGGACAAAGAUGAAUCUAGAAAUAAGUACUGGAAAAACUUUGUCACAGAGCAUUGCCCUGAGAAACUCAAGAAGUAUCUGAACUUUUGGAAAAGCUCUCAGCAGAGAACAGAGCUUCCCUCAGUGUUUCUCCUCCAGAAGACUCCCUCCUCUCCAGUCAGCUGCCACGCUACAGGUUUCUACCCUCUCAGAGCCGAGAUGUUCUGGAGGAAAGAUGGAGAGGAGCUUCAUGAGGACGUGGAACACGGAGAGAUCCUCCCCAACCAUGAUGGAUCCUUCCAGAUGAGUGUUGACCUGAACCUUUCAUCAGUCACACCUGAAGACUGGAGGAGGUACGAAUGUGUGUUUCGGCUCUCUGGUGUCAACGAUGACAUCAUCACAAAACUGGACAAAGCAGUGAUCAGAACCAACUGGGUUUCUCCCUCAGAGUUCCCUACUGGUCCUGUUAUUGGAGGUGUUGUAGGACUGCUGCUGCUCCUGGCAGUCUGCAUCACUGGAGUCUUCAUCUGGAGGAGGAAAAAUAAUGGAUUCAGGCCUGCAAACUCUUCAGACUCGUCAUCGUCUGAUCCAUCUUCAGUCAAAGAUGCAGCUCUUAACUGAUCACAGAGUAACAACAUCUGGAGAGAACUGAUGCUGCUGUCCAGCUGUUUCCUCAAACCUUUGGUGGAGAUGAAUCACUGCAGCAGCUACCAGACACCAAAGAGCCACAACGUUACUCCAGUGGGGCAUCUUUUGUCUUCAGAUAUCAAAUUCAUGUCAGUUAGUCAUGUGAUGUACUGUCUUUGAUGAUGAUGGGAGACAUGCAGCACUUUAACCUCUGCUUCUAACGCUGGAGUCAAACCUAAAACUUUAAAUGUUCAACUACUCAUGCUUUCACUAAUAAUUAGUUUGACAGUUGCAUUUUAGAAACACUUAUGAAGAUUCUACACUAGGCCACGAUUGAAUAAACACAGCUUUUGUUUCUCUAUUUGUUUCAUUGUGAUUACAGUUUGAACACUGCAUCUCAACUUCUCUCACUUUAACCAAAGUAUAAAUAUCUGAGUUAUGUCUUAGUCUUCCAACACACAUUGAUCCUCCACAGCAAGUAACAGCUGUAACUCUUUUUAAACAUAAACUUGUAAAUAUUUCCACAGUUUUACACAAUAUAAAUACAUUUUUGAAUAUUUAGAUACUCCUCCUUUCAUUGAAACUCACAUAUUAAAGCAAUAACACUUCUUAGAGCUUAUAUUUGUAUCUUAUACAUUUGUCAUCUUCACGUCCUGUAUUUGUCAUGCGGAUGAUAAAUGUUAAUGUCAUUGUAACAUUAUUGUUAAUGCUCAGAUUAUUGAUGUUAAAGGAUUAAUGAGGGUUUUAUCUGUGGUACUGAUAGAUGCACUUUAUUUCAUAUUGCUAAAAUGGAAAAAUUGAUUUGUCUACGUGACAGUAUACGUCUUCUCUAAGGUCAUGUGAUCUG